GAAAGCUCAAGUAGUCUCACGUUUGGACAAGCCAGUUGUUUCAACCAAUCACUAAUGUUUAGACUUACAACGAGACAAUUCUCAUCGAGCGCAUCCAGAUUAUCUGAUUUGUAUCUUCACCCUGAGAAAUGGGCUGGUAAACCUGCGGAAGAGAUCCUCGAGUUGUUCAAAAAACGUCGUUCUCUCCUCGGUGCCCAAUUCAAGCCUGACGAUGCCGAGUUGGCAGCGCUGAAGAGCACAUCUUCCCAUACCGGUGUGUCACCAUACAUCAUUGAGAAGCUUUACUAUGGUGGUGAGUCCACAGCUCUCGAUCUGAAUGGUCAGAAGCAUGAGGAUAACUACAGUCCAGCCAAGUUCCAAUACGACGAGUACCCAGAAGCUGCUCAGGAGAUCAUCAGAGACCACAGAGAACAAAGAGAGUACAACAGGAUCGCAGCUUAUGAGAUGCCACACUUGGCCAAGUAUCGUCAGGAGUACAAGCCACCACAGGGCAAGCCAGUGACAUACAAGUACACCACCUAUCUCGGAGAGGAGGAAUACAGAGCCAACAGAAAGGUCACGCUGACUUUGAAAGUGAAAGAUCUUGGGCUCAAUGAGAAGGAAUCCCACAAGUUCAAAGUGCUUGCUGGCGUGAGAUACGACGGCAGCAAAGACGAGUUCAAAAUGAGCAGCGAAAGAUUCGAGGAACCAUUGCAGAACACCAGAUUUCUCUCAGAAGUCCUCUCGGAUCUGCUCAAGGCCUCCAAGGACCUCAGCCAAGACUUGAGUGACAUCCCUCUUGACCAGCGUCACGUCCAAGCCAGACAGAGAAAGAGAAAGUACAAGAAGAGCGCUGUAUUCAAGAAUGCCUUCCCAGAGGAGUGGAAGAGACCACAAGAUGCACCAAAGAAGGUGAAGUCCGUACUGGAUAUCCUUACUGAGUCACCAGCAUAAAACCAUUGUAUAUACGUAGCCAAAACAGAUAUCUAAACAGUAUAAGAAAGGCCAAACAGCAAACCAAAACGUGUAUAUAGUGAAGCAGUUAUUGUUGUUGUUGUUGA
Molecule: messenger RNA, 1040 nt
Organism: Williopsis jadinii
Lineage: Eukaryota; Fungi; Ascomycota; Saccharomycetes; Phaffomycetales; Wickerhamomycetaceae
Gene: RSM24
Product: mitochondrial 37S ribosomal protein mS35
Exons: 1
Coding region: 55-933 (292 amino acids)
Biological process (GO): mitochondrial translation
Cellular component (GO): mitochondrial small ribosomal subunit
Molecular function (GO): structural constituent of ribosome
Source: RefSeq, a predicted model, not a curated record